This is a messenger RNA of Cottoperca gobio, 1892 nucleotides long. RefSeq names its product MAD2L1 binding protein (gene mad2l1bp). Gene Ontology annotation, cellular component: nucleus. The record is from RefSeq and is a predicted model, not a curated record. The transcript has 3 exons. Bases 33 to 1256 code for a protein of 407 amino acids. Lineage: Eukaryota; Metazoa; Chordata; Actinopteri; Perciformes; Bovichtidae. Gene Ontology annotation, biological process: regulation of exit from mitosis.
GAACGCAACAUCACAGUCGAUCCACGUUUCCCAUGAUGCACUGGGAGAAAGACCCGGCGGGGAUAUUCAAAAUUAUGGCAGAAGACUCGAAGAAAUAUAAACCAACAUCAAACUCUGAAGGCAUGGAAACCCCGUCCAUUAUUAACAGCGUAGAUAAUGGGGUAACAAGGCGCCUGUCGUUUUCGUCAGAAAAAGAUGUUAGCCCGCUGGAGGAACCGAAUAUAACAUGUAAAGUCUUAACGUUACAUUGUGUUCCCGACGACUCAAAUUCAUGCCGACCGUCUGCGGAAGUAGCCCAACAACUCACACCACAGGCCGUAAACACAUGUUUAAAGGCGAAACAUGGAGUGGAAUUGAAAGAUGCUUCCCCUGAACAUCAACUAAAUUCAAAACGGAAUAGUGUGAACAACGCCGAAGAUAAAGAAAACACCGUUAUACCCUCCACAACCAGCACUCCUGAUAACACCCAAGAAGAGGACAAUUCUAGUGAGAGAAGUUUGACUGGCAGUCAACAACACAUUAACACAGAGGACAAUGAUUCUGAGAUGAUGAAAAGAGCGCAGGACGAAGGCUGUGUGAACGUGGUUUUCCCCGGCACUGUAACUCAGGAAGGCUGCUGCCGCUUCGUCAGCGAGAUCCUCAAGUGCAUUCUCUAUCAGAGACAGCAACUACCUAUGACGUAUGACCAGCUUGUGUACUCCCAGAAGAAACAGCAAGCCUCAAUGCAGGAUAAAGACAUAGUAAGUCGGAGGCCGGUGCAGUCUGCAAACAUGGAUUGGCGCAAGUGUCAACAGACCCUUCAGGACCUAGAGGAGGUGCUGCAGCAGCUGGAGGUGCUUUUUUCCCUGAGCAGGGUGCCCCGCGUGCUGCUGUUAAUGGGUGGAUCCCUCAUCCUCCCCAAAGAGCUGUAUGAAAUCAACAUGGAGACUCUGGUAUUGGCUGCUGGAGAUCAAUGUCUACGGGUAUCGGCAUGCUUAAGGCAACUCUUCCGCACUCUUUUUGUGGCCGACCUUUUGUCUGACACCAGACCUGUUCGUUUAAUGCCCACCACAGUUUUGGCACUGGCCCACAGGGAUUGCGGAGUUGGUUGGUUCCGCCCUAAACUACAAUUUAAAGUGCCAACCCGUGUAAAGAACCAAAUUAUUGCUCUGUCUACUGAUCCCAGCACCUGUAAGGAACCAAGGGCAGAGGGGUCAGACUGGCAGGAUUAUGUGUGGUUUCAGGCGCCCAUGACUAUCAAGGGCUUUGGCAAGUGACCCAAAAACAUGUUGAGCACAGUCUGAGGUUGGAGCUCUCUUUCUGGAGCCUGUAUAGUACAAUUACAUUUUAAUGGUGUUUCAAGUGAAUUUAGAACUUGAAUUCUGAACAGAGCUGUCCAUAUUUUAAUUAAUUAAGAGUUGCAUGUUACUUGUGAUUAAAAGUACGUCACUUAAAACAAUAGUGGGUUUAUUGAUGUAUUAACCUUUUUUUUAUUCUUUUGAAAUACUGAGAAUGUGUUCUUAAAGGUUUUGUUGGCAUGAAAUCCGCUUGAACAGUGUAUUUAUAUUUAUGAAGAAUGUUUUGCAUAAAAUACUAAUAUUAAGUACAUUAACUCAAACACUAUUGUUGCAAUUUAUUUUUAAUGAGCAUUAGAUGAAGAUUGAAUGCAUUAUAUUGCCCUCUUUAAUCCCAUCUGUGGAAACAUUAGUGCCAGUAUCAUGUGUACGUUUACAUUUUUAUAUAAACAUAAGAAAUAUUUUGACUGCUGCACUUUGGAAGGCAAUGAAUGGAAGAUGCAUUGUAGUGUGAAAAUGAUCUUUAGUAACAAGUUUGUACAUUUGUGUACCAUUUGGAAUGUUUAAACAAAAUCUCUACUCAAACGACAGCAAUAAUAAAGAACAGAUGUACCAUAA